AUGCACAUAGGUUUCUCUGUAGCCCACCAAGAAGCCAUUGAGAGACAUGUGCGUGAUAUGCUACAAAGGACGGAGCCUGAGCUCAAAUCCAAUGACUCUGACGAGGCAUUAGACGCCAGGGACAAACUGCCGUAUACCUGUGACCCACUUCUCUUCACAACACCCCAUCCCGCUUUGAGUACCGGUAUUGACCUCAGGUUAUCGGAUACCAGGCUUACGGCGCUGAACAAACUAGACAACUCGAAAUUUUCCUCUCACAAACGAGCUAGCAACAAAGUGAAAUCGGGGUCAAAUGAGGCCCUAUUUGGAGAUAUGAAUCCACAUUUUUCGAAGAAAUUGGGUCCGGAAUUGGGCUCAAAGUUCCCCAUGCUGAGAAGUGGGUACGCAAGUACAGUUUAUUUCUUAGACGCAGUGUCUGGGGGAAGGGCCACACUGGUUGCGGCGGUCAGGAAACUCUGUGGCCAGUGUCAAGCAGGUGUCAGAAGUGCAAAUGGUGUCAAAGGUGACGGGGUUAUCGACGAGAAGACGGUCAACGAUGCGUUAUCGAAUGAUGAAGAACCCGAUGUAGCUCUUAUAUUUGGACCCGUUCUGUCCCUGGCCGGCUUCCUGCCAUGGCACACACGGUUAACGGAGAUGAUCUGCAUGCGAGACCUGCACAGUACAACGCCCUUUGAAUUCCGGAGGGCUAUGUUGCGGUUUAGCCAAUGCGUCCAUCGAUACGGAAAAUAGAAAAAGCUUUUUCUCGCCGUGUGUCGUAUUCCGUCAUAUGUCAAAAUAAGCAAGCGUAUAGUGAUUGUUACAUUAGUGUCAAAAUAGUACACAAUGGACAUGACUCAACACGCACGAACAUAUUCUUAUGUGGUGCCACUUACGCACAUGUAUGUGUGCUGUAUGGACAUGGAUAGUUACCGACAGAAGGAUCUAAUCAUUUAGAAUCGCCGAAAAAAUGCAACAGUCGCAGCGUACUCUAUGGCCAGAUUCAGGAGCCAGGGUACUGUUGGCCUCAUGCGUAUAUUUGUGCGCAUGAAUAUCGAAACAUUAGCCGUAUGUUAUAUAUA
Messenger RNA from Sphaeroforma arctica JP610, 1058 nucleotides. RefSeq lists its product as hypothetical. The record is from RefSeq and is a predicted model, not a curated record. Lineage: Eukaryota; Ichthyosporea; Ichthyophonida. The transcript has 3 exons. Bases 1 to 729 code for a protein of 242 amino acids. Gene Ontology annotation, cellular component: dehydrodolichyl diphosphate synthase complex; endoplasmic reticulum membrane. Gene Ontology annotation, molecular function: ditrans,polycis-polyprenyl diphosphate synthase [(2E,6E)-farnesyl diphosphate specific] activity.